Messenger RNA from Hypomesus transpacificus, 2803 nucleotides. It is a transcript of the gene btr01, whose product is annotated as bloodthirsty-related gene family, member 1. The transcript has 9 exons. The record is from RefSeq and is a predicted model, not a curated record. Gene Ontology annotation, molecular function: protein binding; zinc ion binding. The coding region runs from base 308 to 2122 and encodes 604 amino acids. NCBI's taxonomy places the organism in Eukaryota, Metazoa, Chordata, Actinopteri, Osmeriformes, Osmeridae.
AAGAAGAGAGAAAUUAGGAGGGAGAGUGAAGUUGAAGAGAGAGAGAGAGAUCAUACAUUGAGACAAUAGUAGGCCAGAGAGAGAGAAAGAAAAAAGGGACUGAAAUGUUUUGAAAGGACUACACCUGUUGGGCAGGUUGGAUUGGCAGGGGGAGGAAAGGGGACGGGACGAACGAGGAAGUUACCUACCUAACUACAGUCAUGAUGAGUUUCUGAUCUCAGUCUGACCUACAAAGACAAGAGAGACAGAAAGAGCAAGGAUCCUGGAAAACAUUCAUUUGGGAGAAAAGAGCCUUCACUGAAACAGUAUGUCUCUGUCCACCAGUCUCCUGUCAGAGGACCAGUUCACCUGCUCCAUCUGCCUGGAUGUGUUCACCAACCCGGUCUCCACACCGUGCGGACACAGCUUUUGCCAGGUGUGCAUCUGCUCCUACUGGGACAGUAACGGCAACAAGGCCUGCCAGUGUCCCCUCUGCAAGGAGAGCUUCCGCAAGCGCCCCGAGCUGCACAUCAACAGGACGCUGAAGGAGAUCACCGAGCAGUUCCAGCGCAUGUCAGAGGCGGUGCUGGAUGUAGGGGGAGGACUGGGAGGAGGAGGUGUGGAAGGGGGGCGGGGAGGGGGAGGGGUGUCAGGGUCUGACUCGCGCCCCCCCGUACCCCCAAGACCAGGAGAGAUGCCGGUCAGCCUGAUCGCUGAGAUGAAGAAUCGCUUCCAGCGUCCUGCGACGUCACGGACUCCCCCGCCAGUCUCCUACCCUCACCCGUCCACCCCUCAACACACACUCCCUCCCCCACCCUCCCCCGGCACAGCCCUGCCCUCACAGAGGAGGUUCACCCUGAGUGGGCCGGCUGACUCAACCCCCGACGCCCCGCUGUGUCCCGCCCACCUGCGCGGGCUGGACUUGUUCUGCAGGACAGACCAGACGUGUGUGUGCGCCACCUGCGUGGAGACGGAGCACCAGGGCCACAUGAUCUUACCUGCCAAGAGAGAGUGGCAGAUCAAGAAGUCCCAGCUGGGCAUCACGGAGGUGGAGCUGAGGGAAUUGAUCACUGAGAAAGAGAGGAAGGUGGAGGAGAUCAAGACUUGCCUGCAGGACAUACAGGUGUGUGCGGAGCGGGAGAUGCAGGGCACGGUGCAUGUGUUCACCUCCCUGGUGGCCAGCGUGCAGCGGUGCCAGACGGAGCUGCUGCAGUUGGUGGAGACGGCCAGAAGGGCGGCGCACCACCGCGGCCAAACGCUCCUCAGGGAGCUGGAGCAAGAGAUCUCGGAGCUGAAGAAGAAGAGCAGCGCUCUCACACAGCUGGGACAGACGGACGACUAUGUGCUUUUCUUCAAGACUUUCCCCACCAUCGCCAGCCCUCUGCAGACCAGGGAUUGGUCUGACGCCAAUGUGACUUCUGAGCUCUCCUCGGGAUUGGUGCUCCGAACAGUCAAUCAAAUGGUUGAGCGUUUCCAGGAAGAGCUGAGGAGACUGCCUGAGAUCUGCGGCUCUGUAGCACCAGCAGGUUUUCAGCCACCAACAGACCAAGCUGUCUCCAGACCCAACCCAAAGGUGAGGAAGGUGCAGGAAUAUGCAGCUGACGUGACGUUGGACCUGGCCACGGCCCACCCCCGCCUCCUCAUCUCUGAGGACAGGAAGCAGGUGCGCUGCAGUGAUCAGUACCAGACCGUGCAGGACGGGCCGCAGAGGUUUAACCGUGUGGUCUGUGUUCUGGGACAACCCGGCUUCUCCUCUGGACGCCACUACUGGGAGGUGGAGGUGGGAGGGAAGACGGACUGGGAUGUGGGCGUGGCCAGCAGCUCCAUUAACAGGAAGGGGAAGAUCACGGUGAGCCCCGCCCACGGUUUCUGGUUUCUGUCGCUGAGAGACCGGACGGACUACGCCUUCCGCACGGAGCCCUCCACGGCCCUGGGCCUGACCACCAGACCCAGCAGGCUGGGGGUGUUUGUGGACUACGAGAAGGGACAGGUGUCCUUCUACGACGUGGAGGCCAAGCUGCUGAUCUACACGUACACGGAUCGCUUCUCAGACACCAUCCACCCCUUCCUCUCCCCCUGCACCAACAAGUCUGGCUGCAACGAGGCACCUCUAGUCAUCUGUCCCGUCUCACUGCCUGACUGAGGAUUCUGCGAUGGGGAGGGCGGAGGGUCUUACUCAUAGUUAGAAGUGGAUGAGGUCAAUCUGGAUGUUUCUGGUAUAUAUUACAGUAGUCCAAAGGUAAUACAUUCACAUUCCAAUAGUCUGUAGACAGGUCUUGUACAAAGCAGUCUUAUUCCAGUGCUUGAGCACCUGACCUGGUCUUGAGAGGUAGAGGCUGACAUCUAGUGGACAUUUAGUGUUUUGCAUUGGGUUUGGAAAGGGGGGUGGAGAAGAAGGAAGGAAGGAAGGAAUGAAGGAUGUAAGGAAGGAAGGAAGGAAGGAAGGAAGGAAGGAAGGAAGGAAGGAAGGAAGGAAGGAAGGAAGGAAGGAAGGAAGGAAGGAAGGAGUAUUGACAUGUACCCAGAGAGUAUUGGCUGUAUCUAAUUUCAUGCUUGUUGAUCUCUGUUCACAUUGAUUAGCAAAUAUAGAAAAUGUUAUGCCCUGUUUUGAACCAUGUUUAUUUUUCUGAUAUUUGUCUUUCUGGAAAGGCACUUUUUUACUUUGAAAAUUUACCUUUUUCGUUUAAGAUAGCAAAAGACCGAUCUUUAACUCAAAACAGAUUGGCUUUAAAAAAAAAUGUUUUCUAUACUUUUGAGUUAUCUGUGGUCUUAAUGCAUGAGUUGGUGUAUUUCAUGAAUAAAAUGAACAAAAUUGAUGCUUCAA